Messenger RNA from Diutina rugosa, 900 nucleotides. RefSeq lists its product as uncharacterized. NCBI's taxonomy places the organism in Eukaryota, Fungi, Ascomycota, Pichiomycetes, Serinales, Debaryomycetaceae. Gene Ontology annotation, cellular component: endomembrane system. The record is from RefSeq and is a predicted model, not a curated record. The transcript has a single exon. Bases 1 to 900 code for a protein of 299 amino acids.
AUGAAGUUGUGGCUUGUGGUGUUGUUUGCGGCGCUGUUGGUGGCGGCGUGGACCGCCGAGGACUACGAAAUCUUCAAAGUGAACGACCGGGUGCGGGCCGAUGUCGGCGAGGACGUCACCUUCUACUCGUGGCUCGACGUGUCGAGAAAAGCCACUUCCGCCGAGAUCAAUAAGGCUUACAGAAAGCUCUCGCGGACGCUUCACCCUGAUAAGUUUAGAGGCAAGGAAAAGAAGCAAAAGGAAAAGCAGUAUCAGACGCUUUCCGUCGUCGGUGGGGUGUUGAAGGACCCCGAGCGCCGCCGGCGCUACGACUACUUCUUGGACCACGGGUUCCCCCAAUGGCGCGGCACCGCAUACUUAUACAGCCGGUUCCGUCCGGGGAUUGCCGGUACGCUUGUCGGUCUCUGGCUCCUUAUCAGUGCGUUCCACUACUUGGCAGUAACGGUUACUCGCAAGCAAGACAAGAAACGGAUCGCUAGUUUCCGAGAGACUAUCCGUCGCGAAGCGUUACAGGCUCUGAACGGUCUCCCUGAUGGUCAGGAUCGCAAAUUGACCACUCCCGAUGGUAAACUGUUUAUUGUCACUGGCGACGGUAAGGUUUUCGCUGAGACUGACGACGACACUCGAGUUGAAAUUCACGAAGACAAUAUUAGUACCAAACUCAAAUUGAGCCAAACCUGGUUUAUUCGCUUGCCAGUGGCGGUGUACAACUAUACCAUUGGUCUUGUCACCGGGUUGACGCUUGACCUCGCUCAAGACGAUGACGUUCCACUGCAGAACCAGUCUGCCACUGACGGUGCUGCUACUGCCACUGCUAGUGGUUCGCUGACGAGAAAGAAGAAACCGCGGGGGAAGAAGAUCAAGCUUCCCAAUGGUAAGGUCGCCUACGCCAAAGCUUAG